UAGAUGCUGAAAGUUUUCUUGAAUAAAUCUUUAAACAAAAAACUACUGAAAUGCUUGUGGGAACAGUGACAUGUUUUGUGUUGUAGGGAGUGCCCAGUGCCAGCAGCUCCCAUUCAGAAGCAGCGAUGCUUCCGUCUUCUUUGUCCCCAACACCAUUGUCCUCAUCUCUAAGAAGGCCUGAAGCACCACAAGUAGUGCUUACCAGCUCACCCCCAGCAGCAUCAGCUUCACCCCAAACUGAGAGACCAGCUGUCACUGGGCCCAACCACCCUAGUCCCGCUGACUUUGUGGAGGUUCUCUCUGAGGUCAGGAGGGUGGAGGAGCGAUUACGUCCCUUCAUAGAGAGAACCCACUCAAUCCUCGGAGCUGCCACCUCAGCAGACUACAACAACAAUACCCAGGAAAGAGAGGAAGAUCAGCGCAUUCUUAACCUGGUUGGAGAUGCUCUUCGUCUCUUAGGGAUCACACUGGUUGUCCUUGGUGACCUACGCUGUAACCUGGGAACCUCUCCUCCACGUCACCUGUAUGCAGUUGGCCCCUUGGCUCACUACAACCACCCAGUUCUGCUUCAGGCUAAUCUGCCAGUAGGUUCACACCACACUGAUCUUUUGGCUACUGUGAAGAACUAUUGUGUUAGGAUAUAGUGUAAUAACCGUAACAAUUAUAACAUGCAAGCAAUGGAUAGUGUUUGAAUUGUACCGAAUAUAAUAUCUUUAUCUGCCAUUGUAAAGGUGUACAGUGGAAUUAGAUUUUCAGUAGGUUCAUACAAUUAAGACACAUUUAAUUUAAUUUAAUUGAUUAGGAUUGAAAAGGGACCAUGUACAAUAUAAGCAUUUUAUAAGAGUUUGCUUAGAGCUAAUUUGCAUAUGCAGUCCCUCGGCAGGUUAAAAAGCAAAACGUUACAGCAGUUAAAUAUCACUAG
Messenger RNA from Neolamprologus brichardi, 922 nucleotides. The record is from RefSeq and is a predicted model, not a curated record. NCBI's taxonomy places the organism in Eukaryota, Metazoa, Chordata, Actinopteri, Cichliformes, Cichlidae.